Messenger RNA from Caenorhabditis angaria, 501 nucleotides. The record is from the annotation of a GenBank genome assembly. Lineage: Eukaryota; Metazoa; Nematoda; Chromadorea; Rhabditida; Rhabditidae.
AUGCAGCGGUUGCGAUUCGAUUUUUUGAAUUCAAUUUUUAGAAUUUGCGCAAAAUCAAUUUCAAAUCUAGAAUUAUAUCUUCUACAUUGUCGAGCUUUUAAUAUUCAGAAUUUGGAGAAUCUCAAAGAAAUUCGGAUUCAUUCAAAUCAUGAGGAUCUUUUACAAUGUGGAUUUUUGAAUGUUACACAGGUAAGGUCUUCGAGAUUUUUUUUGAAAUUCUAAAUUUCAGUGUUUUUCUAGAUUCUCUCCGCUUGGUUUGUCCGAAUCUACCGUACCAAAUUAACCUUCUCAGAGAUCUGUCAAAUUCCAAGUUUAGAAAUUGAUCAGAUGAAUCUGACAGAGGAGGAUGUUCUAGAAUACAUUGUAUUUUUGCUGAAUUCACCGCGUCAAAUGUGUCGAAGUCUACGGAUAAAUAUUGAUACAAUUCAUGUGGAUAUAAUUAAAUGGAGAAUUUCGAAAAAUGUUGAAUUCGACUUCUUCAAAAUCAGGAUUUCGAUUUGA